AUGAAAUUAUUUAGUCUUCUUUAUAACCCUUUAGCACAAUAUAUAAGUUUUAUAUUCAUUUGUUUACUCAUAACAUCAACAACAUCACAAUUUAAUUACUUUAAUUACACAGAGAGUAUCUCAGGCAAAUACGCUUACAGUGACUUUCUUGUACUAAACAUUCAAACUUAUGAUGACGGAACAACUCUUGUUCAUGUUGCACGAAAUAUAUCGGCAUCAGCAAAAACAUCCAAUUUCAAUUGUUCAGGACUGAACUUAGAACCAAUAUUACGGAUAAGAGUUAUUCAAUUAAAUGGAUCGGUUAUCGAAAUCAAUUCACAAUCCAAUUUAAAUUUUGAUCCAGUGAAUUUUUGUAUAAUUAAUGAUACACUUGGUAAUUUAGUGAAUCCUAUUACAAUAUAUCCUUUACGAGAACAGUUUAUUCUAGUAAAUUAUAUUGUAGCUAUAAAUUCUUCCGAUCCUACAACUUAUGAAGAAUGGGGGCAGGUAAUUGACUGGAGUGGCAACAGUCUAAG
Racocetra persica is the source of this 515-nucleotide messenger RNA. Lineage: Eukaryota; Fungi; Glomeromycota; Glomeromycetes; Diversisporales; Gigasporaceae. The record is from the annotation of a GenBank genome assembly.